AUGACACAAUAUCUUAUAGCUGUAUGGGACUAUGUCGCAGAGGGUGAAUUUGAGCUUUCAUUCAAGCAAGGCGAUAGAAUCAAACUAUUAGAAAAGCAUAACGAUGACUGGUGGGAAGGCGAGCUGAAUGAAGAGAUUGGCUUCUUUCCUGCCAACAGAAUACGCUUGGAAACACCUCAAGAUUCAGUCCAACAAAGUGAACACAAUGUAGAUGACGGUAUAGCACCAACACCACCGACAGCAGCAGCAGCAGCAGCAGCAGAGGAUGGUCAAGAUGCGGCUAAUGCUGCUCCUCCACGAUUGCCAGCAAGACGAAAUCCAUCCAUACGAUCUACUACAGCACCUGCACUAGCAAAUGACACAUCAUCUGUGUCUGUACCUACAAAAACAGAAUCACCUUUGCCUAUAGGAUGGGAACACGCAUAUGACCAAGAUGGCACCAUUUACUAUUUCAACGAGUCGACAGGUGAAUCUCGGUGGGAAAAACCAGGAGAAUCAGAAAGAGACCAACCUCCUCCACCAUUGCCACAACGAGAUGAUAGUGCCGAUACUUUGAUUCAAGGCCUGAAUCCAAACGAACUGCAAAAGCUGGAAUUCGACAAGCUGCAAACGGACUGGAUCCGACACAAGGGCUACAUACAGAUGAAGAUGAUUUCAGAAAAGGAAGAUGGAGGCAAACUGAGCUCAUGGAAGGUGUAUUAUGCAGUUUUAUCCAAUGGAUUUUUGCUGCUAUACAAAGAAGGCCAUGCUAAAAGCAAGAAAUCCUCUCGAUCGCAUGUCCCUGUAGGCAGUUUUGAUUUAGAGUCCUGCAAAAUAGACCCUGCUGGAAAGCAAGAUACCAAGCGCAAACAUGUGUUUAUUAUUUCGACACCCAAAAAAGUCAAGCUCUACAUUCAGACCACAAGCGACAAAGAGUUCUCAUCGUGGCUCGAUGCUAUUAUGAGAGAGUUGAUUGCUCGUAAGGAAGGCCAGAACGAGGAGACAGAGAUUAUGAGGCUGCUGAAAUCACUCACAUUUGAUGAAACGCAAAUGAAGGUCAAUCGUAAAAUGACGCAGCAGGAACAUGUGGAUGACAGGAAGAGCAGAGGACACUGGUUUUCAUCCAAGCCAGACGGUCGAUCCAGCAGCACUAGUAGCAGUGUCAAGACGAUUGAGCCAAAAUACGUCUAUGGCCAAGCACAACCUGGUGGAGAAAAUGAUGUUUUUGGCGGGUAUUUGCGAAUGGAGGACAAUGGAGACAUACCUCGUAUUGUCUCACUUUGUGUCAGGGAGGUUGAAGCCAGAGGAUUGCAGUCAGUGGGGAUUUAUAGAUUAUCAGGCCCAGCAUCCACCAUACAGAAAUACAGAACGGCCUUCAACAGGGGAGAACGCGUGUCCUUGAAAGAGGAGCACGACAUCAAUGCCGUUACUGGGUUGCUCAAGCUGUAUUUCCGUGAACUUCGCAACCCACUCAUGACACAUGAAUACUAUGAUUGGUUUAUAGAAGCAGCGAAAAUAUCAGAUUACGAAGAACGCAUGUAUCAGAUCAAAUCUAUCAUCCACAGUCUACCCAAGCCCAACUACAUUGUGCUAGAAUAUUUGAUGCGUCAUCUCAAUCUAGUCGCUUCCUACUCUGCAAUCAACAAGAUGGAGCCAUCCAAUUUAGCGCUAAUUUUCUCGGUGGGCUUACUGAGAUCUGCACAGGAAGAUUUGAGCAGCAUCAUGAUGUCAGAUCUUCACAGCAAGAUCAUCGAGGCUGUGAUUCAGCAGGUGGAAUGGUUCUUUGAGGAGGAGGAGGAGGAGGAAGAAGAAGAAGAAGAAGAUGAAGGAGAUCAAGUGCAAGUAUCAGACCAAGCCCUGAUACAAGAUCAGAUACAUGCUCAUACAAGAACCGAAAGAUCAUAA
Molecule: messenger RNA, 1884 nt
Organism: Mucor velutinosus
Lineage: Eukaryota; Fungi; Mucoromycota; Mucoromycetes; Mucorales; Mucoraceae
Exons: 10
Coding region: 1-1884 (627 amino acids)
Biological process (GO): regulation of GTPase activity; signal transduction
Cellular component (GO): cytoplasm
Molecular function (GO): protein binding
Source: RefSeq, a predicted model, not a curated record